CGGCGGGAUGUCUUGCUGUGUGGACCGACCACAGAAAGAGAGGGAGCAGAGCGUUUUAGAAGCCAUUGCGAGCCACCAAACCCACCAAACCCGGAGAAUUGAUUCUUUUGGCCCAAUCGCUUUGAUAUAUCAUGCUAAGGAUUGACAGCUAGUCUGAGUUCGACCCUGAACCGACGCAAGAAGCAAGAAGAAGCUUUGGGUUGGGGGCUUGAUCUCAUUUCCUAAGUUUUUGAUCAAUUCUGAAUAACUUUUCCAUGUACCCGUCACUCAACCCCCUAUCUCAGAUCGAGGGAUCAGAUCGAGGGAGGUGUACAAGAAGCGUUUAGCUGCAAAAGGGCUACUUUUUUUCUUUUUUUCUUUUUGGAUUUAGUGGUUGUUGGCUGUGUACUCAACCUACUCACCCCUACGUAGCUUGAGCUACGGUAUCCAAAUCUUCUAGCACAGGUUGCCCUACAAAGUGAAUGCUAUGGAGAGAUCGAGAGCAAGGCCAGCAGCCCACAGUAACUAUGGCCAAGCUUGCACGCAGUGCUACAGGGCAAAGUGCCGCUGCGUGCGCCCCUCGAUGUGUUCGUCUUAAGAAAACAUGCCAGCCUUCAGAGUCGGUUCGCAAGCGGAAUGCUCAAGUAGCUGAAGAGUCUGAAACGCGGAUCGCUAGGCUGGAGGACAAAAUGGAGAGCUUGUUAUCUGCGAUGCAGUCUUUUGUCGGAUCCCCAGGGGCGCCUGGAGCGCUGGAGGACAAAAUGGAGAGCUUGUUAUCUGCGAUGCAGUCUUUUGUCGGAUCCCCAGGGGCGCCUGGAGCGUCAGUCAACGUCUUUCAGCCCUUUCAGCCUCAGCCCUUCAGCGCAGACACCAUUUUGCCAUCUACUCCUUUUUCGAAUAGCACACUCGUUAACAGCGCGAACACUAGCCUAUCCUUCAGUGAGGGGUCGUCAUCUGGGAGUGGCUCGAUUGCCCCAACAUCACCUCAUCCAAAUCAGCUUUUUCUGUCGCAUCCUUAUUCUCUACCCCCUUCUACCCCAUCACAAUAUCAAGCAGACGACCGCCUCAAUUUCUUUCGGUCCCGAAUGCUACCAUAUUUCCCUUUCAUCAACCUUAACCCUGACAUAACUAGCGGUUAUCUGCGCCAAAACAGGCCUUUCUUAUUCCAAGCCAUCCACACCGUAACCACUUUCUCGACACGGGAAAGACUUGUUCAAGUUGAGGAGCUGAAGCGUCUCCUGUUCACAUCUGCUUUGCUUAAAGUCCAGUCAAAUAUCGACUUACUCCUUGGAUUACUGACCUACCUCGCCUGGAGCACCGACGCGUUUCUUGGCAGAGCAGACCACAUAUCCCGUCUCAUGAUGCUCGCCAUUUCCUUAGUAUAUGGUAUGCGGUUGUUCAAGCCAUCUUCAAUAGACGUGGAAGUUAUGAUGGCCGUGACCCAGGGGCGGAGGGAAGAAAAUAGUCAGAACCCGGACGAUGAAACGCCCUACCGCUUAUUGGAGAGGCAGCGGGCGAUGCUGGCAUGUUUUAUUCUAAGUUCUAAUAUUUCAUCUCACCUUGGGCGUCAAGAUGCCAUACGAUGGACGCCUCAGAUGGAAGAGGCGCUUAGGGCUAUCACAACGGGUGACUCAUGCCCAACGGAUAAGUUAUUUGUCGCUCAAGUACGCCUGCAGCUAUUAAAGCAAAAGGCGGAGUAUGUUCGGCAACUAGCCGAAACAGAGUUUGCUCAUUCAGAGUCAUCUACUGCUCCCGCCUCAGCGCCUCGUUUAUUGUAUCUGAAAACUCUCCGAAGGCAGCUGCAUGAGCUGAGAUCCUCCUUUCCCCCAGAUCUUUCCCAAAUAGGCAAGUUGUUACCCGGCGGAUAA
Molecule: messenger RNA, 1847 nt
Organism: Blastomyces dermatitidis ER-3
Lineage: Eukaryota; Fungi; Ascomycota; Eurotiomycetes; Onygenales; Ajellomycetaceae
Exons: 4
Coding region: 462-1847 (461 amino acids)
Biological process (GO): regulation of DNA-templated transcription
Cellular component (GO): nucleus
Molecular function (GO): transcription cis-regulatory region binding; DNA-binding transcription factor activity, RNA polymerase II-specific
Source: RefSeq, a predicted model, not a curated record